Molecule: messenger RNA, 1076 nt
Organism: Siniperca chuatsi (mandarin fish)
Lineage: Eukaryota; Metazoa; Chordata; Actinopteri; Centrarchiformes; Sinipercidae
Gene: cenpo
Product: centromere protein O
Exons: 6
Coding region: 120-986 (288 amino acids)
Cellular component (GO): Mis6-Sim4 complex; kinetochore
Source: RefSeq, a predicted model, not a curated record
GCUACGUACGAAUAAUGACGCAGCAGCCGCCAAAAUCAAAAAUCCGCAACUUGAAGCCAAUGUUUUCAUCUGUGUAGCUACAUUAUUUAACACAGAAUAAAGAAAAACACUUGUGAGACAUGGAGGGAGCGUCUGCGAAAGGUGUUUUGAGUCAACUGAGUCUGCUGGAGGUUCAGGCAAGAAGUCGUAAAACUCAACCCCAGCAGCAGAGUCGUGCGAGGGAGCUGAAGGCUAAAAGAGAAGCGCUGACGAUCCAGAGAGACCAGCUGAAGGCACAGAUAGAGACACACAAGAGUCUCCAGAAACUAAGGGCAUCUAUGGACAAACAGUGUACACAUGAAGAAGAGGAGGAAAUGGAGGAAGACUCUGAGAACUCACAACUAUUGCGGUUGAUGGCCAGACAUACACAACUGAAAGACCUUCUGCAUGCUCAUCACAUCAUUGGUGGGUACAAUGUCAUAAAGACUCGUCAAGGUAAAGGAGUGUGCGUGUCUCUGGCGACGGCCUACGAGGGCGUCUACUUGGAAACCUACAACCUGGAGAUAGAGCUGAAGCCAAGGCUGAGGAUCAGUCGGCAUAACAUUCCCCCGUUCAUUCCCUUGAACAGCCUGGCUGAACAGAGCAACAUGAAGUCAGACAUGAGGACGUUUCUGGACACCCUCAGCCAACAUCUCAACGCCUUUGUUGGUCGCAAGCAGCAGUUGAAGCUUGUGAAGGAACUCCAUAAGUCUGUGGAAGUGAUGGAGAGUAAUGUUUUGUGUUCAUUAUUGGUGAUGAUGUUCACUGUGCCGAGAGAGAAGACGGCUGUUCUCUGCACGCUGGACUACACCGACCACACCAAAUGUCUUCCCACACGAGUCCACUUUGAAUGUGAAGACAAGGAGCUAUCUGAUUCUCCAGUGUGGAAGAGAAACUGCAGCCUACUCACGCAGACUCCUGUGCACAAAGCUUUGAUAACCAUGAGGAAGAUGGGGAAUAUUGUAUAAUUUAUUCAGAAAUAGUGAAGCUGGCAUUUUUAAUGAAAAAAAUAUGUACAUUGUCAUUGUUUAUAAUAAAACACUGUUGAUUAAACUCUU